AUGUCACUUCCACCACCUCGUCCUUACACUGGCAUAGGCUAUCGUCCACGUUAUUCGGCGAUACGAAGACCUGGCACAUUUUAUCCACGACCAAUGUAUGGUCGUCCACCAAUGUAUGGUGUUGGUCCUGGAGGAGCUGCUGGAGCUGGAGCUGGAGCUGCUGGUACAGGUGCUAUAGCCGGUGUUAUCGGUGGUCUGGCUGCACCAUUGUUAUGCUUAGGAUGUUUAUCAUCAUUAGCCUUAAUAGGUCUAUUUGCCACAAUGAUUGCUGCAGCAGCUUACAUGAAUAAAAUUCAAAAAGAAUUUCGAAGGGGUGUCACUGGUGCCAGUAGUCUAUUACAAGUUGAUAUUGUCUUCUUAUUGUGUACACUUGUAAUUUCACUAAUUAUUAUAAAGAAAAAUCGUGGAACAAGUUCAUAA
Molecule: messenger RNA, 420 nt
Organism: Didymodactylos carnosus
Lineage: Eukaryota; Metazoa; Rotifera; Eurotatoria; Philodinida; Philodinidae
Source: the annotation of a GenBank genome assembly